AUGGACUCGGCACAACCCACGAGACGUAGAUCCAGCCGCCAUGGGUCAAUACAAUCGGAUGACUGGCCUGAGGAGGUCAACAUUUCGCUCUCACCACAUCGCGAGCGGAAUCAAACCAGUGGGGAGAGACGAAACACUGGAGUUAAAGUCUUGAGUGAUGGCCGGCUUGAUAUCAAGAUCGACGAGCAUAUGCCACAACUCGCAGGGUUAUUGAAUCGCAUCCAAACAACAACCGCGCCACCAGACCUAGAGGCUCUAGCGGACAAACCGACCCCGGAACCAAUACCAAAAGAUGAGGGCAAAGACUUCCCACUGAAGCUGAACAUCGUCAUUCAGGUCAUCGGAUCUCGAGGGGACAUCCAACCGUUUCUUGCGCUGGGUAAAGAGUUGAAGGCAUAUGGACACCGCGUACGGCUAGCAACCCACCUCACUUUCCGGGAAGUUGUACUUGACAGUGGAUUGGAGUUCUUCAACAUUGGUGGAGACCCCGAGGAGCUGAUGGCGUUCAUGGUCCAAAAUCCGUCCCUACUCCCCGCAUUUAGAACGAUUCGCAGCGGUGCCAUCCAAAAACGCCGGCGCGAAAUGAAGGAAAUUAUAUACGGCUGUUGGAAGUCAUGUGUCGAAACAGGUGACGGUACAGAUUUGCAUCAAAUUAAGGAGGAUCUAUGGAGUGACACGGUGGACUAUCGUCGAAGGCCAUUUGUUGCUGAUGCAAUAAUCGCUAACCCUCCCAGCUUGGGCCAUAUCCAUUGCGCACAGCGGCUGGGGAUUCCACUUCACAUGAUGUUCACAAUGCCCUGGUCGGCUACUCAAUUAUUCCCGCAUCCUUUGGCCGUUCUCCACCCGCAGGAAUGCAAGCCAACGGUUGCAAACCUCGUGUCUUAUACCGUUGUGGAUAUGAUGAUUUGGGAGGGAUUGGGAGAUCUUGUCAAUUCUUGGAGGAAGAAUUGCCUCGCACUCGAUCCGUUAGAUUCGAUCACAGCGCCAAAUUUGCCCGCGCGCCUCGGCGUCCCGUUCUCAUAUCUGUGGUCGCCGGCAUUGUUGCCAAAGCCACGCGAUUGGGCUGACCAUAUCGAUAUUUGCGGUUUCAGCGUGCUACCUGCGAAGUCAGACUACGAACCCCCUAAAGAGAUCCAAGAUUUCCUCAAAGCAGGGCCCACUCCGCUCUACGUUGGAUUUGGCUCUAUUGUGGUAGAGAACCAAGUCAAAUUAACUCAAAUAGUGUUCGAAGCAAUAAAAAACGCCGGCCAGCGUGCAAUCAUUUCAAAAGGCUGGGGAAACCUCGGAGUCGACAAUAUCGAUGUGCCAGAUAAUAUCCUUAUCGUCGGCAGCGUGCCACAUGACUGGUUAUUCCAGCAUGUAUCCUGUGUGAUCCACCAUGGUGGUGCAGGUACCACUGCCGCGGGACUUUCCCUUGGACGUCCGACCAUUGUCGUUCCCUUCUUUGGAGAUCAACAGUUCUGGGGAGGAAUCGUUGCGAUGGCGGAGGCUGGGCCGCAGCCAGUGCCUUACAAGCAACUCACAGUUGAGAAGUUGACUGCUGCAAUUCAGACGGCAUUGAAGCCUUCAACUCAACAGAAGGCACAAGUAAUUGCAGAUAAAAUGCAGAAAGAGUCCGGUGUGAAGGAUGGGGUACGCAGCUUUCAUCGGCAUCUUAAGUUGAAGACUUUGCAAUGCGCCAUAUGUCCCAAUCGUCCUGCUGUAUGGCACAUUAAGCAAACUUCCAUUGGGCUCAGUGCUUUUGCUGCAGCCGUACUGGUUGAAAUGGGGGCCAUCAAACCAGAGAAUGUUGCUUUGAACCGAGCAUCGGAAUACGACACAUACCGUAAUCCCACAGGCCCUGUCAGCGCAGGAGCUCAGGUGCUAGUUGGAGCGAUUGCAAACUUUGUGACCGGGAUUGGUGAGGUCCCUUAUGAUAUUGUUUCGGAUUUCGUCACCGCCGGUCGUGCAAUAGGUCAUACUCGUCCAUGCAGCACUACAUCAAGAUUUUCAUGGGGGAAAACACGCAGAAGUCAAGAUUCAGAUCUUGAUAGUGAGGAGGGGCAGCAGCGGUAUCAUGAGCCUGCCGAGUAUCAUGGGCCUGCUCAGUGCCGUGGACUUGGCCCACCAAAUGACGAUGAUAAUGACGGGGUCGCCCUCGACACGAACGACAACGAAGAAGACAAUGUGAGACACAACAAAAUGAACGAAAAUUUACCAGCUAGUGCCACUGGCCAGAGACAAGGUAUACCUAUUACACAGGAAGAACUGUUAUGUCAUCUACAGUCACGCAAGGGGCAAGGUGUUAUUUACGAGAUACGCAGUCACAGCAGUCGAAUGUCGAAAAAGUUCUUGAAGAACCUACUCUGGCUCCCAACAGACCUGACCCUUAGCUUGUCCAAAGGGUUCCACAACGCUCCGAAGCUGUACCACGACGAAAUGGUCAAAGAAUUGCCGAAGGUUAUCGGCUUCCGGAGUGGGAUCGCUGCUGCCGGGACGGAACUUCGAGAUGGAUUUUACUACGGUAUCACAGGCCUGGUCACCCAGCCUCAGUAUGGUGCCAAGCAGCAAGGAGCGAAAGGAAUGGUAAAGGGAAUCGGGAAAGGGAUUGGCGGUGUUUUCUUUAAACCACCAGCAGGUCUCUGGGGACUCUUUGGAUAUCCCUUGGUUGGGCUUCGCAGAAAGCUUCAAAAGUCCUUAGGCAGGAGUCAGGAGCUCUCUAUUAUGGCAUCUCGGAUAGCGCAGGGCCUUGAAGACAUGCGGGCAUCCACUCCCGAUGAACGGGCAGAGGUUGCUAGGAAAUGGAAGCUUCUUGAAGAGGACAUUCGUGCCUCUUACUGA
This is a messenger RNA of Penicillium hordei, 2820 nucleotides long. RefSeq names its product putative UDP-glucose,sterol transferase. Lineage: Eukaryota; Fungi; Ascomycota; Eurotiomycetes; Eurotiales; Aspergillaceae. Bases 1 to 2820 code for a protein of 939 amino acids. Gene Ontology annotation, molecular function: hexosyltransferase activity; UDP-glycosyltransferase activity. The record is from RefSeq and is a predicted model, not a curated record. Gene Ontology annotation, biological process: carbohydrate metabolic process. The transcript is spliced from 7 exons.